GGGCGUGGUCUCUGGUUGGGGGCGUGGCCUCGCGGCUGCCGUGCUCGCAGUGCCCGACGCCGGGGCCGCAGCCUGCAGCGGUGGAGUCGGAAGGGAACCCGUGGCAGUGGGGAGACGAUGGGGAACGCCGCUGAGACAAAGCCGGGGCGGAGGCGGCGGUGAAACGGGAGCUCAGGUGAAGGAGGGAGGAAGAGGAAGGAGAAGGGGGGGCCGGGCUCCGCCAUGGCUACGAAUUUUAACGACAUCAUCAAGCAAGGCUACGUGAGGAUGAAGAGCAGAAAGCUGGGGAUCUACCGGCGGUGCUGGCUCGUCUUCCGCAAAUCCUCCAGCAAAGGGCCCCAGCGCCUGGAGAAGUACCCAGAUGAGAAGGCAGCGUGCCUGCGGGGCUGCCCCAAGGUGACCGAGAUCAGCAACGUCAAGUGCAUCACACGGCUGCCCAAGGAGACCAAGAGGCAGGCGGUGGCCAUCGUCUUCGCCGACGAUUCCGCACGUACCUUCACCUGCGAUUCGGAGCUGGAGGCUGAGGAGUGGUACAAGGCGCUGUCGGUGGAGUGCUUGGGCGCCCGUCUCAAUGAUAUCAGCCUGGGGGAGCCUGACCUGCUGGCGGCCGGCGUGCAGUGCGAGCAGACGGACCGGUUCAACGUGUUCCUCCUCCCCUGCCCCAACCUGGACGUGUACGGCGAGUGCAAGCUGCAGAUCACCCACGAAAACAUCUACCUCUGGGACACGCACAACCCGCGCCUCAAGCUGCUCUCCUGGCCCCUCUGCUCCCUGCGCCGCUACGGCCGCGACGCCACGCGCUUCACCUUCGAGGCGGGACGGAUGUGCGAUGCAGGAGAGGGUCUCUACACCUUCCAGACGCAGGAAGGCGAGCAGAUCUACCAGCGCGUGCACAGCGCAACGCUGGCCAUCGCCGAGCAGCACAAGCGGGUCCUGCUGGAGAUGGAGAGGAACGUCAGGCUGCUGAACAAGGGCAGCGAGCCCUUCUCCUACCCCUGCACGCCCACCACCAUGCUGCCCCGCAGCGCCUACUGGCACCACAUCACCGGCUCGCAGAACAUGGCCGAGUCCUCCAGCUAUGCCGGUGAGCCCUAUGCGGGCGCCCAGGCCGGCUCGGACACCGACCUCCUCGACAGGUUCAUCCUGCUGAAGCCAAAGCCCCCCGGCGGUGACCAACCUGAGAUCAGGGAGCCCACCUCGUCCCCGUGAUGGGGGGUGCUCUGCAGCCCCUUCCUUCCCUUCCAGGGGUGUCCGGGCCCUGGGAAGCGCAGAGCCCUUGUUUGCACAGAGAUGGCAUGGGGGCAUCCUCCGGGCCCGGCAGCCCGGCCUGAAGCUCCAGGAGGUGACGGCUGGCUGCGCUCAGUGACUUCAAAUAUAUAUUGCCUAUCCAUAUUAUACAGUCAGAUAUUUCCUUCUCACGCGGACGCAACGUUCAUCGCCCCCGAGGAGACCUCAGAAAGAGGAGAUGCUCACAGAGAUCUUCGGCUCUGGGGCUGGGAGAUGGAAAAGAGGCGGGGGCGAAGAGGUUGGGCCGAUUUUCUGCAGGUAGGAAGGAAGGACGGCACUGCCCGGCCGUGGCACUGCGCCCAGCUCACGUGGCACUUUGCAGAGAGCUCUGAACGCUGCAGGAUUGGGAUGUCUCAGGAGAAACUGGUUGUCCUUCUGCACCGAGGCCUCGGGCCGGGCUGGGGGCUGAGCUUUGUACCCCAACCCACACAUGUGCCACCAUUGUGCCCGCUUGCCGGGGGCAACCCAGGCACUGACUGUGGCCAGUAGCAGCCAGCGGGGAGCAGUGGGAGCAGGGGAGCUGGGCUUAAUGGACUGAACUGAAAAGCAAUUGAUUUUCUAGUUCUCCUAUUUAUUGAACUCCUUUAGAAGGGCUAUCUUUUUAUUGCAGUGCAACCCUCGGUGUUUCUUUCUUCUUUCGGUCUGGUUUGGUUGGUUGGUGGUUUUAUUUCCUCCCUGAAAGCUCCAGGUGUGUGCUUUGGGAGCAGGGAGCGUUGUGAUGUGGGAACCUGUGGUCUGUGGCCUGUAAAUACUGUGUGUUGGGUCUGUGUAGCUUGUGGAUGGGGCUGGGGAGCUGCGGGUGCAUAUGGGUCCCUGGGCACUGGCCACCCUCUGGUCAGGGGUGUAACCUGCUCUUUUCCUGGCUGCACGCCUCGUCUGGAAAAGAUUUCACAUUUAUUACCAAAAAAUAUUCGGGUUUUCUUUUUUUUUUUUCUCUU
This is a messenger RNA of Lagopus muta (rock ptarmigan), 2225 nucleotides long. RefSeq names its product docking protein 4 (gene DOK4). The transcript has 9 exons. Gene Ontology annotation, biological process: cell surface receptor protein tyrosine kinase signaling pathway; positive regulation of MAPK cascade. Bases 223 to 1209 code for a protein of 328 amino acids. Gene Ontology annotation, cellular component: cytoplasm. NCBI's taxonomy places the organism in Eukaryota, Metazoa, Chordata, Aves, Galliformes, Phasianidae. The record is from RefSeq and is a predicted model, not a curated record.